AGAUUUAACAGUGAUAUAAAAUUGUGCGGUUCAUUAUUUUAAUUCGAUGUAUAAAGACAAUUUUAAAUCGGGUCAGGCAUGUGGCAUUCAAAUAGGUCACCGCUGAUUCCAAUGCCCAACCCGUUCGUAAGUUCAGGAAACUCCCUCGCACUCAAUUGGGCAAUGUGAAAGUGUUGUUAUGCGGAUGGAUGGCUGUAGUCAUGUGGAAUCAACGGAAAGUGCACGCCUACCUGCUGCUCUCCAUAGUGGCCAGCAACUGCCUCCUGAUGACCUACGCCUUUCCGCAGCAGGAGAUCUACCAGCGGCAGCACCAGGUGACCCAGUCACCUGUCUACCGGGACGAGAGUGUGGCCAGGAAGUUCGCGGUGAAGCCGAAUGCCUCGAAGAAGGUGGCCCUGGACGACAUCGAGGACGACCUGGAGACCAACCAGAUCCAGGAGAGCGUGGGCGGACCCGGCGGAUUCACCUGGUCCAACAUGCUGUCCACCGUGAUGACCAUGUUCUUCAACGGAGCCGUCAAUGCGCCCACGAAGUCGGAUGAUGUGGACACCUCCAUUGGACUGGGUGGCAGUCCCUGGGCCAAUGUCAUCUCGAUGGGUCUUCGCAUCAUCAACACCUUGCUGGGCGGUGGGGCCCCUAGCGAUGGCAUCGAUAAGGUCGACAACGGCGGAUCUCCCAUGCAGGGCAUAUUGGUGGCUGUGAUGUCUGCCGUUUUAGGCUCCAGAGACCCCGACCAAGUCAACUCGAUGGCCAAGCAAGCUGGCGAGUUCAUUCAGAUCGUGAUGAACCUGCUGGACGCCCUGAAGACCUCCUUCUCGCACCGCUCCCUGGCCGCCCGAUCGCUGGGCAAGCGGGACUCCGUGAGCGACGCCGUCGUCGCCGGGAUCUCGCUGAUGAAGGGCUACGUCCGCACCUACCGCAGCUCCGAGGACAAGUGCACGCAGCGGUACAUGUGCGACGCCAACACGGAGUGCGUCCGCGAGAUCGGCGGCAGCAGCAUCUUCUGCCAGCUGGGAUCGUAUGCCACCAGCUAUGUUCUUGGCCGCAGCAGCGGCAGCAACUUCGAGGAACUUUACGACGCCGGACGCAGAGGUCGCUCCGGAUUCGACUGUCGCCAGGUCUAUCUGGAGUGCAACGAGGUCUAGACUUCCCAGUGCCCACAACUGGACUCUCUCUAAACUAAUUUAAAUUAAUUUAUGACUUCCACCUAGAUGUUAGCUAUUUAUAUUAUUUAUUUAAAAUUCUGUACUUAUGGUCGCCGGCCAUGCGACUGGCUUUUAAGUUGAAAAACAAUACCUUUAAAAAUAAAUGCA
Molecule: messenger RNA, 1313 nt
Organism: Drosophila subpulchrella
Lineage: Eukaryota; Metazoa; Arthropoda; Insecta; Diptera; Drosophilidae
Exons: 6
Coding region: 189-1145 (318 amino acids)
Source: RefSeq, a predicted model, not a curated record